This is a messenger RNA of Galeopterus variegatus (Sunda flying lemur), 1017 nucleotides long. RefSeq names its product orphan sodium- and chloride-dependent neurotransmitter transporter NTT5-like. Lineage: Eukaryota; Metazoa; Chordata; Mammalia; Dermoptera; Cynocephalidae. Gene Ontology annotation, cellular component: membrane. Gene Ontology annotation, biological process: sodium ion transmembrane transport. The record is from RefSeq and is a predicted model, not a curated record.
AUGUACAUGUGUCGGGUGAAAAUCCACAAGGGCAUGAAUGCUGGAAUACUUAUGAAACUCAUACACCUGGAGAAACUGCCCCCUGACACCCAGCCCUCUGAAAACCUGUAUAACCCAGCCUCCAUUUACACCACCUGGCUCAAUGGCCUGCCCCAGCAUAUCAAGAACAUGGUCCUCAGUGAGGUCCCUAAGUGCAACAUAGAGAAGCAGUUUUUAAAGGUUAAGGAGGGCACAAGCUUUGCAUUCCUGGCCUUUAUUGAAGCUAUGUCAUUUCUUCCUGGGUCUGUCUUCUGGUCUGUCCUCUUCUUCCUGCUGGUGCUGUCCCUGGGGCUGACCACCGUGGUAGGGAUCAUGCAGGGCAUCAUUACCUUACUUCAGUACACUUUCUUUUCCCUCAGUAAACAUGCAAAGCUGCUCACAGUGGGCCUCUCUAUGUUCAUGUUCCUGUGUGGCCUCUUCUUCACUCGACUUUCAAGCGUCAACUUCAUCAGACUGCUGAGUGAAUGCUGGACAAUCUUUCCCCUAAUCAUCAUCAUCAUAUUUGAAAACAUGGCUGUAGCCUAUGUCUACGGGGCCAGGAGGUUCCUUUCAGAACUGGCGAUCCUGUUGGGACACCCCAUCUCCCUCCUGUAUCGUUGGCUGUGGUGCUGUCUUUGUCCAUUUGUGCUGCUAAUCAUGUUUGUGACCAUUCUGGUUUACGUUUGUAUGAAGACCUUCACCUCUGUGGCGUGGGAGUCAAGCAGUGUGAGCCUCCCUCGGCGCACCUAUCCAGUGCGCCACCGGGCCGGCCCGUGGACACUACUCUUGAUGAUUGCCCUUUUCAUUAUUGUCAUCCUCCCUGUCCCUACCUACUUUGUAUACUGCCUCACCCAUGGGAUUCCCUUAAGGCCCAAGAAUGGGGAUGGACCUAUCCAAAUCCCUAAGUGACCAGUAAUGCCCAGUAAAGGAGUCCAAAAGGAGAAAAUUCUACAAGAUGAUAAAACAAAGUGUUUGUCAACCUGUCACGUGACUUCCUAA